AUGGAAACAGCACAUGAUAUAUCGAGAAUAACCCAAAUAUUGCAAAUUUCUCCGAAGCUUCGUAGUGAAGAGGAUAUUGCAUAUCUUAUGGCUCUUACGUCGAAAAUAGACUUUUUUAGGAAAAUAACUGAAGAACAAAAAUCAUCAGAAAUCCAUAAAGCUUGCUGCCAAGUAAUGACAUUUGAGAAGCAUAACCCUGGACAUUUAAUUGUAAAUUUUGGUGAAAAAGGCUCAAAUUUUUAUAUUGUUCUUACUCCCCCCCCCCCUCCGUGAGCGAACAAAACCAUUAGAAAAAUCGCCAUUUUUUGACCAAAAACCCACCCUCCGUGAGUGAACAAAAAUUUUUUUAAUAGAAAAAAUUUUUAAUGGAAAAAAAUUUUGAUAUAUAAGUGAUAAUUAGUAUAAUGAAAUCUAGAGCUAAUUCUGUUUAAUUUUAAACAAAUUGCGUUUUAAAACAUAAAUUUUGCAAAUUAAAUUAAUAUUUGCUUCCCCAAUUUUUGCAAAUUAGGAUUUUUUUAAAUUUCGAAAAAAAUAUUUUUUAUAAAAUUUAUAUAUAAAUUUUUUUUUAAAAAAAAAAAUUAACCCCCCUCCGUGAGCGAACAAAAUUUUUUUUGUUCGCUCACGGAGGGGGGGGGGAGUUAAAGGAUCGGCAUCAGUAAACAUUCCUAGAAAGAAAAAGGUUACAAUAAGUCUUACUCCCCCACUUUAAAUUGGAACAAAAAAUGUUUUGUUCCAAUUUAAAGGGGGGUUAAGAAAAAUUUUUUUAUAAAAAAAAAUUUCAAAAAGAAACAUUUAACUUAUAUCUAAACUUUUUACAUAAAAAAUUAUGAUUUUUAUCUAUAAAAUUUUUUAUUAUAAAAUUUUUUAUUAUAAAAUUAAAUUUUGUUCCAAUUUAAAGGGGGUUAUUUACCAAAAAAAUGGAAAUUUUACAUAUAUUUGUUCCAAUUGAAAGGGGGGGUUAGAGAUCUAGAGACAGAUAAACUCAAAAAAAUUAUUUCGAUGCUUCAUAAAGAGGAAGACGAUAUAUCUGAAAUAAAGUUCGACCCACAAAAAAGAAGACGAAGGGGUGGAAGAAUUUACAAUGCGGUUGAUCUUAUUUCACUUAAUAGUGCCAUGCAAGAAAAGGAAAAUGAAGAAAGUGAUAAUCAGCAGUUAAAUGAACUUUACAAAAUAAAUGAUCUAUUUCAAGACAAACUUGAUGAAGAGAAAGCAAUAAUUCUGGAUUUUUUGUCUAAACAAAAUCCAGAAGCAAGAGUUGUAGAAAUAGAAACUGAGGAUUUAACCAAAGCUUCUAUCAUUAAUGAAGGGGGUUCAUUUGGAGAAUCUGCUUUAAUAAGUAAUAAGCCUAGAGCUGCAACACUUAUAGCAGAAGAAAAAAUUAUUUUGGGAGUUAUAUCAAAGCCAAGUUUUAAAAAAAUUGUUGAAAACCUUGCAGAAAAAAAGCUCAAUGAGGUACUUGAAUUUCUUCAGGCCUCAGGAAUGUUUUCUAAUUGAAGCAAAAUUGCUUUAUAUAAAUUAGGACCUUAUUUUUCAAGAAUUUUAUAUAAGAAAAAUCAGUUUGUAUACAAAGAAGGUGAGCCAGCCAACACUGUAUAUUUUGUAAAAUCUGGAGAAUUUAAGGUAAAAAUAAUUUAGAUUACAAAAAUCCAUAGUGAGCUGAAAGGAGUUGUUGACACCUCAUCGCUUGAGACUAAAAAUAAUCGAAUAAGCAGCUCUGUUCUUAGACUAGGACAAAUGAGAAAAAUUGGUAUCUUAAAACAAUUGCAAUUAGUAAUUAAAGGAAAAAAUGAAAUAAUAGGAAUGGAAGAAGUGAUGGAAAAUUCUGACAAAAGAAUCCAUUCUUGUCAAUGCUGAUCUGAUGAAGGUGAAUUACUAUGCAUAAGCAGAGAUGUAAUUAACAUUUAGAAAUUGUCUAAUGGAAUAACCUCUCCUGAUACAUGAGCCCAAUUAAGAGAUAAGCACAGUGCAAAUAAUGCAUUUUUCAAAGAAAGAGUUAUCCAAUUGAUAAAAAUUGAAGAGGCAAAAAAGUCACUAGAUUUAACAUCGUUUAGUAAAUUGCCUAUCAAGUGUAUAGAAAAAGAGAAAGAGGAAAUUGAAAAAUUAAAAGAAUCUCCAAAUAUAAUGGACAAGACUAUGAAGGAAACUAAAUCUAGCUCUCCUGAUAAAGAAGUUAAAUGCUCCUCGUGGUUUAUAUCCCCAAAGCAUAGAAAAUUAAGAUCUUUGCCAAGCCCAAGCCCGAGCCCAUAUCCAAGCCUAGAUAAAGUAAAAAUUAGAGAUUCACCUGUCUUCAAAGAAGACAGAUCAAUUUUGUUCUAUAAUAGAAUAAUUGGCACUGGGAUAUCAAAUUUUGAUAGUCCUAAAGCCCCUAAGGGUUUUACUAUUGGCUUUAAAGAAAGAAUUAAGAAAAAAAAACAAAUUGUUCAUAGGAGAGUGGCUCCUCCUAAUUUCUUGAGAAAUUAUAAACAGAGGGCUUCUAGUUGGAAAGCUGAUAAUAUAACUGAAGAGCUUGCUGCAAAAUUUAAAGAUUAUGUGAAUCGAAGCUUAAGGAAAUAUUCAGAAUAA
Messenger RNA from Blepharisma stoltei, 2562 nucleotides. The record is from the annotation of a GenBank genome assembly. Lineage: Eukaryota; Ciliophora; Heterotrichea; Heterotrichida; Blepharismidae.